UUUCUCUGACCUUCUCUGCGCUUCCGCUGCUGUGUGUCCAUGCGUGCUUCGUGCUUGGUGGUGUGGGUGGCGGUGGUUGUGGCUCUGGUGGUGGUGGGGACGCACCAUGGCUGCCUCGCCUUUGACUGCGAGACACACAGCCUGGCAGACGCCACACGCAUGCUCCAGACACAACGGUGUCAGGAGCUUGAGGUGACGCACUCUGCAACGGUGGGUGGCACGCUGGACAGCGCCACCUUGGACGCGUUCGUGGCAGCACUGGCCGAAAACCGUGACGUGCGCAAGGUGGAGCUGGCAGACAAUGCCUUUGGCGAUGAGGGCGUGCAGAAGGUCAUGGGCGCCCUGCUGCAGCGCGAGCUUGACCUGUACAGCCUGGAGCUGGAGCACAACGACAUCACGGAUGCCGGCUUGGAGGCUGUUGUCGAGUUUCUUCGCAAGAGCUCUGCCCUGCGCAAGCUCAAGCUGGGCCACAACGCCUUGACGGACGCCGGUGCUUCUCUUCUCGCGGAGGCCCUUCCAAACCAACUGCAUGAACUCGACCUCUCCUUCAACAACAUUGGCGACGCUGGCCUACUCUCUUUGCUCCACGCAGCUUCUACCACCAUGCUGCGAGAGCUUGAACUUGAGCACAAUGCUGUGACGGACCAAGGUGCAGCCGCCGCCGCAUCGCUCCUCCUCGAAUCUGACGACUCACUGCGCGAACUUGACCUCGACUACAACCACCUCCACGCGGACGGGCUGGCGGCACUUGCUGACUGCCAGCAGCAGCGCACAGACCGUGGCCACCGCAUUCACAUCAAGAUUAAGACUGGUGAUGGCGACUUUAGCAAGAAGCAACCACGUCGCUAUCGGUCCGUGAAGCGAAGCAACGUUGCUGCUGGCUGGGACGAGCAAAGAGUCAAGCAGUGGGUGUCGGAGAUCCACCCGCAGUUCCGCAAGUACGGUGCACUGAUGACGGCCAACGCGGUCAACGGAGAUGUGCUUGCAGGCUUGACGGACAUCGACCUGCAAACCAUGGGGGUGGACAACGCCAUGCACCGCCGCCGCUUGCUCGCUGAGAUUCGCCGCCUCACCUCAUAUGACGAGCUCUGAUGCCCACACUGUUGUGUUGCCCUCUCGCGCUGCUGCUGCUGCUGUGUGUGUGUGUGUGUGUGUGUGUGUGUGUGUGUGUGUGUGUGUGUGUGUGUGUGUGUGUGUGUGUGGCUCUGGCAUGCUGCGUGUGCGUUACAUGAUGUUGUCCCCCACCUCGACUGUAAAAGCGUGUCCUGCCUCUUGGCUCUCCUUUGCUGCGCUUGUUUUCUGACUGUGCAUUAAACGUCGACAAUGUGA
This is a messenger RNA of Salpingoeca rosetta, 1329 nucleotides long. RefSeq lists its product as uncharacterized. The record is from RefSeq and is a predicted model, not a curated record. Gene Ontology annotation, biological process: activation of GTPase activity; nucleocytoplasmic transport. The coding region runs from base 40 to 1092 and encodes 350 amino acids. Gene Ontology annotation, cellular component: cytosol; perinuclear region of cytoplasm; nucleus. The transcript is spliced from 4 exons. NCBI's taxonomy places the organism in Eukaryota, Choanoflagellata, Craspedida, Salpingoecidae. Gene Ontology annotation, molecular function: GTPase activator activity; small GTPase binding.